AUGGGCGAUGGUGAGCCACCACCUUCCCAACCCUCAUCUGCUCCUCUCCCUCAUCCCAAGCCGCCGGACGCCAUCACCAUGGAGGACGGCAAAGCCCCUUCAUCCCAGCCCUCCUCCACACCUCUCCCUCAUCCGAACUCGUCGAUCACCUCCUGGGGCAACGGCAAGACCUCCUCACCCCAACGCUCCUCCUCACCUGGCCUCACGCUACCCUAUUCAGCCAUGGCACCCUCUGAAAGACCCCAAACCGUGGACAUUCAAAGUGAAGGCAGCCCUCAUUCUGGUCACUCCCUCACUUCAGAUAUAAUUGAGCUUAGUGCCGAGAAGUGGUUCCUCGACUGGACCACCGGAGUCCUCGCCGGUUCCCACUCCAACACCGCCACGUUCCACCGUCCCGGAAAAGUCCACGGAGUUAUCACUGCCAGUCCACAAAUUGUUGAGCAUAUGCUGAAAAGCAACUUCGAAAACUACCCAAAAGGCAUCCGUUUUAGGACCCUCCUGGAAGAUUUUCUUGGGAGGGGAAUUUUCAAUACAGAUGGUGAAUUGUGGAAAAUCCAGAGGAAAACAGCCAGUUAUGAGUUCAACACAAAGUCUCUCAGGAAUUUUGCACUGGAAAAUGUCACUAUGGAAUUACAAACACGUUUAAUUCCAAUUCUUGAAAAUGCAGCGAAAAAUGAGAGAAUUCUUGAUUUUCAAGACAUUCUUGAAAGGUUUGCAUUUGAUAAUAUAUGUAAAGUCGCCUUUAAUGUUGAUCCAGGUUGUCUGAUUGGAGAUGCGACUUCUGGUGGGGAAUUCAUGCAGGCAUUUGAGGAUGCUGCUACACUUAGUUCAGGUAGAUUCAUGUAUGCUUUUCCAGGAUUAUAUAAAAUCAAGAAAUUUCUCAAUCUUGGAUCAGAGAAAAAAUUACAAAACUCAAUUGCUACUGUACAUGAAUUUGCUGAUAAGAUAAUAAGAUCCAGGAUGGAAGAGAGAGCUGAGAAAAAAGAUGAAGAUCUAUUAUCAAGAUUCAUAGGUAACAGUGAGAAUUCUGCUGAAUUUCUUAGAGAUAUUGUUAUUAGUUUCAUUUUAGCUGGGAGGGACACUACAUCAUCAGCUCUUUCUUGGUUCUUUUGGUUGUUAUCAUCAAGGUCAGAUAUGGAGGAAAAAAUACUAAUGGAAUUAGAAAUUAUUCGUCAAAAAAAUCAUAAAGUAAUUGGGGAUACAUAUAAUUUUGAUGAACUGAGGGAAAUGAAUUAUCUUCAGGCAGCAAUUUCUGAGGCUAUGAGGUUGUAUCCACCAGUGCCAGUUGACACCAAGGCUUGUAAAGAAGAUGAUAUUUUGCCUGGCGGAACGUUUAUUGGGAAAGAUUGGUUCAUUUCAUACCACACAUAUGCCAUGGGAAGAAUGGAAAAUAUAUGGGGAAAAGAUUGCUGCGAGUAUAGACCAGAAAGAUGGCUUGAAAAUGGGAUUUGCAAACAAGAAAAUCCUUUCAAGUUUCCGGUUUUUCACGCCGGGCCGAGACAGUGUCUUGGGAAAGAUAUGGCCUAUAUUCAGAUGAAAUCCAUUGCUGCUUCAAUUUUGGAAAGGUUUGGAAUGGAUGUGUUGUUGGAGAAGGGUAAGUGCCCUGAGCAUGUGUUGUCUUUGACGCUAAGGAUGAAGGGUGGGUUACCAGUAAAAGUGAAGGAUAGAAAUGUGUAA
Molecule: messenger RNA, 1677 nt
Organism: Fraxinus pennsylvanica
Lineage: Eukaryota; Viridiplantae; Streptophyta; Magnoliopsida; Lamiales; Oleaceae
Source: the annotation of a GenBank genome assembly